Messenger RNA from Lytechinus pictus (painted urchin), 1581 nucleotides. RefSeq names its product beta-2 adrenergic receptor-like. Gene Ontology annotation, biological process: adenylate cyclase-activating adrenergic receptor signaling pathway. The transcript is spliced from 2 exons. The record is from RefSeq and is a predicted model, not a curated record. Gene Ontology annotation, cellular component: plasma membrane. Bases 163 to 1230 code for a protein of 355 amino acids. NCBI's taxonomy places the organism in Eukaryota, Metazoa, Echinodermata, Echinoidea, Temnopleuroida, Toxopneustidae. Gene Ontology annotation, molecular function: G protein-coupled receptor activity; dopamine neurotransmitter receptor activity, coupled via Gi/Go.
ACUUCAAUUCAUUCAAUUUUUGUCACUCUAAAGGUUUCAUAUUCGUGCAAACGCUGAAUAUUUAUAUUCCUGGCUGAACACAUCUUCAAACAUCUUUCGGAGAAAACAUAACUUGAAUUAGGUAGAUUCAAUUCUAGAAGCUACUUCUUCUUACUGUCCGCCAUGUAUGCUGACGGGAAUGCGACCGAUUUUCCCGAGGAGCCAACAGGAACAGCCGCGGCGGAAACGGAUGAUGAGAGACGUGGUCUCUACGCCCUACUCCUACCCCUGCUCCUCGUGGUCCUCAUCAUCACGACCAAUGGCCUCAGCCUGGCUGCAUUCGCUGUCGAGAAACGCCUCCGCGGAUACAACAACUACUUCAUCAUAAACCUUACAAUCUCCGACUUUCUCUUUGGAUUCCUACUAAUCGUUACGGCCAUACACAGUUUACUAAGCCGCUCUCCGCUCCCAAAUAACAUCGGGUGCAGGUUGUUCUACGGCGCCUUCUUCGUCAUCCAGAAUGUGUCGAAUCUGAUCGUUAUUGCAAUCUGCAUCGAUAGACACCGCGCAACCUACGAUCCCAUCGGGCACUUCACCACCAGGAGCAAGCGAAAGGCCAUCUACGCGAACGCCGCCGUGUGGGUUGUGUCGUUCCUCUUCUGGUUCUCCUUUGCCACUAUUCCCGAUUUCGUCCUGGACUACAACAAUGGUCCAAGUUGCUUCUUAUGGUACUACCUGAACCCGAUCGCUCACAUUGUACCCUUCUUUACCCGGUUCAUCAUACCUUUUGUGGUGAUAUUGAUUCUCUACGUACGGAUCUUCACCAAGAUUAUGAAGACAUCCGGUAGGAAGCACAUCGACAAGGAGUUUGGUGGUGACCUUAAACAGUCUUCAGGACAGGCCAACUCAGAUGGUGACGGUGACAAGAAACAGCGCCCUCAGAGCACAGCUGAGUCUGGUGGUCAGAAGGUAGCCAAGCGUGAAUCAGAAUCGGAGGUUCGCCGCGCAACAAAGACACUUCUCUUCAUCAUCAUCGCCUUCUUCAUCACGUGGUGCCCAAUAUCGAUCGUAUCCGUCAUAUAUUCGAUCGAACCGGCUCUCGUUCCCUCCAGCUGGAUUCAUUUGGUACCCGGGUGGCUGGUCUACGUGAACAGUCUACUCAAUCCGAUCUGUUACGUCGUCUCGCAGCCGCUCUUUCGGAAAACCGUAUUCGGUUUGAUCUGCCAUCCGACCCGUUAUUGCCGAGGGUAAUUGUACAGGCACGGAUAUCCAGGGGGCCCCAAGAAAGAUAUGUUUUUAUUUAGAAGGAUCUUAUAUUCUUCGUUUUCUGAUAUCGUGAAAUCAAUAAUAUCUUCAUAUUCUUAUCGGUCUUUUUUUUUUAAUGUCGCCGAUUUUAUUUCAGUAUAAUAGUACCAAAGUUCUACCAUUUGGCUGGUGUCUCCAAAGGAGGGAAUCUUUUGGAAUGAAAUUUCAAAUAAUCAAAUACAAUGAUUUAUUCGAGAUUUUGUUCAACCAAAUCACAAUUUGAAAUGAGAUAAAUGGGAUAGUGUUGGUACUCUCUCAUUAUUCCAAUAUUUAUGUAUAGUAAGAAAGCAUAAACGC